This is a messenger RNA of Pistacia vera, 651 nucleotides long. Its product is annotated as protein DMP9-like. The transcript has a single exon. The record is from RefSeq and is a predicted model, not a curated record. Gene Ontology annotation, biological process: endomembrane system organization. NCBI's taxonomy places the organism in Eukaryota, Viridiplantae, Streptophyta, Magnoliopsida, Sapindales, Anacardiaceae. Bases 1 to 651 code for a protein of 216 amino acids.
AUGGAGCAAUCUGAAGAAGCACUCGGCAUCAAAAUCUACACAGCAACCCCACCAGAGGGCUCCACUCCGAAAUCCAAUAAUCCUCCCACCAUUCUCCCCGAACAUGGCAGAAAGAGACGAGCAAUGGCGAAAGGAGUACAAAAGACCAUUUCCAAAACCUCCAUGCUCGUAAACUUUCUUCCCACAGGCACCCUUUUAACCUUCGAAAUGGUCCUCCCUUCCGUUUACAACAAAGGCGACUGUUCUCCGGUCAGCACCCUCAUGAUUUACGCCCUUCUCGGCCUCUGCACGCUCUCCUGCUUCUUCUUUCACUUCACGGACAGUUUCCGGGGCCCUGACGGGAAAGUCUACUACGGAUUCGUGACGCCGAAGGGGCUGGCGGUGUUCAAGCCCGGCCUGGAAGUGGAGGUUCCGAAAGAGGCGAGGUACAAACUGGGGUUGAAUGAUUUUGUUCAUGCAGUGAUGUCGGUAAUGGUGUUUGUGGCCAUAGCGUUUUCGGAUCAUAGAGUGACGAGUUGUUUGUUUCCGGGACACGAGAAGGAGAUGGAUCAAGUUAUGGAGAGUUUUCCAUUGAUGGUGGGGGUUGUUUGCAGUGGUUUGUUUCUUGUGUUUCCGAACACUAGGUAUGGAAUUGGUUGCAUGGCUUCAUGA